GUGCAAGCAUAUAAAGACACACGCGUGCUUACAAACACACACAAACACAGAAAUUUCCAACAACAGAUGAUGAAAGUUUACCUGGCAGUCGCCGUGCUCCUGUUGGCUCUGAUCGCCUACACGGAUGCUCAGGAUGAGACCAUAGAGGAGAAGUUUAGUCGCUACGGCGAUCGGGUGGCGGAAGCGUUCAGAGACAUGGCGGCCAACACCAAGGAGUCCUUUGACAACUUGAGCAACAGCGAAUUUGCCAACAACGUCAAGAACUGGUUUAAGAAACAGUUUGGCUCCAAUUAGGACCUUGGAGCGUGCAGCCUUCGCCCGAACCUGGUCGUCUUCAGACUUCACUCUGCUGGCUAAACGCUCGCUUUACUCUCAGUGCGGACGUGUUACAUUGAAUCCAUUUCAAUGGCUUUGUUAAAACAUUCAGUGGUACUUUUGGAAAUAUUUCCAAACUGUGUUGAAUAUGUGAAUAAAUGAACAACUGUUCAGAAAACAACAA
Molecule: messenger RNA, 499 nt
Organism: Syngnathus typhle (broad-nosed pipefish)
Lineage: Eukaryota; Metazoa; Chordata; Actinopteri; Syngnathiformes; Syngnathidae
Gene: apoc1
Product: apolipoprotein C-I
Exons: 4
Coding region: 67-294 (75 amino acids)
Biological process (GO): lipoprotein metabolic process
Cellular component (GO): extracellular region
Source: RefSeq, a predicted model, not a curated record